Molecule: messenger RNA, 3310 nt
Organism: Molossus molossus (Pallas's mastiff bat)
Lineage: Eukaryota; Metazoa; Chordata; Mammalia; Chiroptera; Molossidae
Gene: ETAA1
Product: ETAA1 activator of ATR kinase
Exons: 7
Coding region: 97-2712 (871 amino acids)
Source: RefSeq, a predicted model, not a curated record
CGGCCGUUAGUGCGGGUUGUUUUUCUGAUUCCAUGGCCCUACUCUUCCCGUGCAAAAUGUGAAAGGAGAAACGGCUUGUGGAGGGGGUCCUGGGCAAUGAGUCGGCGAAGAAAACUUGGGGACAGCCCUGGUCUGAAGAACACGCUGCGCCAAGCGGCGGCGGCUGAAGAAUGCAGCUCGGUGGUGGACUCGGGGAAGAGGCGGCUGAGGUCGGCCCGCCGAUCGGGGCUCUGCGGGGCCGGAGAGGGGCCUCUCCAGCCUUUGCCGCAGCAAGAGCAGCCUUCAGUAGCCGCUUCGUGCAGUAAAAGUAACCCCGAGGAAAAGUAUGAAACACCAAAGAGAGUGCUGCAAUUGAAUUUAUUGUCAUCUACCUUCAGUUCUCCUAAUGAUCCAGAUGGACAGAAUGAUAUCUUUUGGGAUCAAAAUUCUCCAAUGACCAAACAGUUAGGUAAAGGAAGAAAAAAAAAGAUUUACACCACAGAUAGUGAUGAGAUCUCACAUAUUGUUAAUUGUAUUGCUCCUCAGCCAAAGGAUGAAAAACCAACAACAGACUCCAUGCUGGGUGUGUGGAUUGGUGAAUCUGCUAUUCCUUGUACUCCUAAUGUAGCAAAAGGAAAAUCAAGAGCAAAAAUCAGCUGCACAAAGUUAAAAACGCAAAAUCAAGAGGAAGAACUUAUGAAAUUGGCUAAGGAAUUUGAUAAAAAUAUGGAAGAGCUAGAUGAGAUUCAAGAGCAAAACAAGAGAAAUCAUGAUUUUAUCCAGAUGAUUUCAGAAGCAGAGACUUCAAAUAAUUGUAAAGAUAAUGUACAGAUGCAGUUAUUACAUGAUGUAAUUCCUAAAAUAGAUAAUGCUGUAAUAAAGAAGCCAAUGAGAGAAAAGACCAAGGUAUCUGUGGUAAAUGAUCAAUGUAGCAGUCAGAAGCCAUUUGACCAAAAUGCUGAAGCAGCCUUUAUUGCCAUUUUUGAUGGUUCCACUCAGAAAUGCAGUGGACAGUUAAGCCAAGAUCUGUCAGAUACCUUAUGGAACACCGUUAAUACUACCUUAGGAAAGAAAAGUGCUUUGAAAGAGGAGAAAAUCAUUACUAAUGAAACUCGGGUUACUGAAAAACUGCCAGAUAAACCCACAGCAUCACUUUCUCAUCGAGUAGAUCCUCCUGGAAUGGCAAAAUCUUAUGUGACUUCCAAUACUAAGGAGCCAGAAGCUUUUAAUAAGCACAUGGAUGCAUUUACUACUGGUGAUUUUGAGGAUGAGUGGGAAAACUUACUAAGUAAUGAACCUUUUGUUAUGCAAAAUAUAGAAAUGUGUGAGCCUUUUUCUACCGCUGAAACAACCCAGAUGGUUGAUCAAAAAGAAAUGUGUACUUCUAAGAGUAAAAAUAAUAAAAGUAACUCAAGAAUAAAUAUAAGUUUAGGUGUUGGGUUGAGAGAUUCAAAAACUUUAGUAGAUGUUUCUUCAGAGAUAUAUACCAGUGAAUCAAUAGAUGCUGGAAAAGACAGAUUUUCACCAAAUUCAAAUGAUAAGCCAAACCAAUUACUGUCCAUAGGAAAUAAAGUGAAAUUUGAGAAAUCAUUCAAUAAAAUCAUUGAAGACAAAACUCAAGAUUGUGCAGUUGCAUUUGACCUGACAAAAGUAAAGGAAGAUAUUCACACUAAACUUAUUUCUAAUGUGCAUGCUUCUCAAAAAAAGUCUACUUUGAACACAGGAUAUUCUAAUGAACAAAAAAAUAGGUCCAUUGUUAAUCAGUCUUUUAAAAUGCCUGCUGAUCUAGUUCCUUUUGACUCUGCUGCUAUGGGCAAUGCAAAUCAGACUAAUGGAUCAAAGUUGGUAUCUUUCUCUGAUGAUUGGAAUGACCCAUCAUUUGCCAAUGAAAUUGUUAAAGCAUGUCAUCAAUUAGAGAAUACCUGGGAAGCUGAUGAUGUAGAAGAUGAUUUAUUAUACCAAGCAUGUGAUGAUAUUGAAAGACUAACCCAGCAGCAAGACAUGAGAAAGGACAGCAAGACAUCAAGAAGUAUACUUGAGGUUAAUAAUAGUUCCAGACAUGGAGCCAGAAACCUGUUUACUACAUCUAAACAAGGAAGUCAGUUGGUGCAAUCAAUGCAUUUGAAUAUGAGCAGUGUUUCAGCACAAUCAUAUUUAUUGACAGAUAGCCCACAAAUAAAUAAAGCAAUGAAGAUGCAGCAAGGGCAAAGUUGUGGAAAUUCUCCAAGUUUUUUAGGUGCUACAACAAAUUUGACUAUAUACUCUAAGAACUCAAAUUGUCUGAUCAAAAAUCUGCCUGUCUCUUGGAAUAAUACUGAUGUUCCAAUACAAGCGAAUACUUCCAAAUCAGUUCUUACAAGACGUUCAAGUUUUAAUGUGAAUUCAGAUCAUAUGAGUACAGAAAUAGCUACUUUUAAGAAGAAAUUGAAUACCCAGCCUCUGACCUAUAGGACCAUAACAGAUGAAGCUCAUAAUGACCUUAAUAGAACAACUAGAUUGUCUAAGUAUACGUUUACAAAGAUAAAAAAUUCUCAAAUUCUAUCCCAGAUUAAUCAAAAUUGUAUAACAGGAAGUUUCUCUGAUACCAGAAUUACACAGAGUUUGGAGAAAAACAAAACUGACAACUCAUUAUGUGGAAAGACUGUUCAACAGCAAUCUUUGAUGAAACCUGAAUCUUUGAAACAGUCUUCAAAAGGAAAAACCACUGGUAACAGUUUGGAAGACAUCAUGUAACAUUUUUUAUUGAGUUAAAGGAAGGAGAAAUGGAUGACUCUCUCUAAGUCAAAUUUUCAUGGUGUGACUUUAUUAUAUCCUUUGAAAUUAUUUUCCAGAAUAUCACCAAGCCAACUGUAAGACCAGUUUUAGGGAGCUAUGUUCUUUUCUUUCGUCAUAGAUUAUUAACCUGUGUUCCUUUCAAAUGUAUGGUCAAUUGAAUGUAAACUGUGUGUAUGUAUUCUGAGUUUUUUGUGUUUCUCAGGUUUGAGACUAAAGUAUUAGAUUAUUAGUCUAGCUAAUUUUAAGUAUCUUGUAGUAUCUUUCUGUAAGGAAAAAAAAAGCUACACUCUGAGAUAAUUAGUUUAGGAGUUAAAAGGCAUCAGAAUCAUUAGGAAGUUUAUUUGAAAGAUAUAUCUCUUACCCUGAACACCCACUCCCAUUCAAAUAAUACUAAGAAAGAAAGGGAAGACAGGUGACAUAUUUUAGACAUACACUUCCCUUAGUUAACAAGAGAAAUGUCUCAUAACAAAUUCGGGACCUUUGUUUAGAUGUCAGUGUAAAUAAUAUUUCUCUGCCGGCAGUACUACAGAUUCUUCUCAGAAAGGCAGAUGUUAUA